AUCCUUAUGAGAGGAGAGGGGAAACUAUUAAGGCAUCCCUUGCAGUAGUAAGAUUCUAAUAUUGUCACAAAGGGCAGCUGACAGGCUGCGCCUCCUGUAAUUUUAGCGCACACUGAUGCAGGAGAUAGAUUUAACGGGCAAUGGUUGGCAAGCACCCCCCUCCUAAAGACGCAGGGAGACUGAGAGAGGAGAGAGAGGGGUGUUGAGGGCAGUAGGCAAGAGAGAGUCAGAGAGAGUGAGAGUGGAGUCGUUUUGCUGUGGCUCCUCAGUAAACCCAAGUUAGAGACAGACAGGGCAUUGUAUUGACAGCAGCAUGAUCCUUAUCACAUUUGGACUCUAUCUUCCACUAUUGUUUUGUUAUGUCUUGUCUCAGUCCUCUUUCCUGGACAAUAUUCUUUCAUUCCCAGCAGCUCUCCAACAACAACCUGCCUUGGACCAGCAGAGGAAAUUCAACCCCUGCUGUUUACUGAGUCCACCCCCACCCCCCCUGUUCCCUCCUCCUCCCUCACUGUGGCACCGCGGUGGUCAUAAUGAGGAGUCCAGUAAGGGGGGAAAUCACAGAGAAGAUCCAGAUACAGGGACGGAGCUGAAAGGUCCCAGCUGUGUCGCAGGCCCCCCUGGCCCCAGCGGACCCCCCGGUCCUCAGGGUCCAGCUGGGCUACCAGGUCUGAAGGGACCAAAAGGUGAAAAGGGAGAACUGGGACGACCUGGACAAAAGGGUCGGACGGGUCCUCCAGGUCUCACGGGGCGCCAGGGACCAGCCGGGUGGCCAGGACCAAAUGGGCCCAAGGGGGAGAAGGGAGAUGGUGGAUUGAUGGGAAUACCUGGAGCAAGAGGACCUCUUGGACCUAAGGGUUUACCUGGAUACAAAGGAGAAAAGGGUUCCCGUGGUGACCGUAGUGAGAGCGGGAUGAAGGGAGACAAGGGCACAAUGGGCUUCCCUGGAAUGCUUGGACAGAAAGGUGAAAUGGGUCCAAAGGGAGAACCUGGAAUCUCAGGGAAUAGAGGACCGACGGGCAGACCAGGGAAGAGGGGCAAACAGGGAGGGAAGGGCGACAAUGGGAUUAUCGGCCCUCUAGGUCCAGCAGGUCCUCAGGGGCCCCCAGGCCACCCUGGUCCCCCAGGUCUCCCAGCCUCAGGACUCUACGUGGUUGGAACGAAAGGUGAGAGGGGGCUACCAGGUCUUCCUGGACCUUGCAGCUGUAACUCCAUUAGUGUCAAGAGUCCACAGUUUGAUGAACAUAGUUCCAGGAGCGACUACGCCAAAGUGCCAGCGAUAUUUGUGGUAAACAAUCAAGAAGAACUAGAUCGUCUUCAUACGGACAAUGCCCUAGCCUUCCGGAAAGACCAGAGAUCGCUUUACUUCAAAGACACCAACGGAUGGCUGCCCAUUCAGCUGACGCCUUUCCAGUCUACGGAGAAUGCUCCGGAACAGGAGGGUUACUGUGGCGACGGGAUCGUUCAGAUUCCCAACGGGGAGGAAUGUGACGACGGGAAUAGGAUUGUCACCGACGGCUGCGUCAAGUGUAAACAUGCUUACUGUGGAGAUGGUUAUCGCUAUGACGGUGCCGAGGAAUGUGAUGGAAAGGACUUUGGCUAUCAGACAUGCAACUCAUAUCUCCCAGGGUCUUAUGGUCGUCUCAGAUGCACUCCGUACUGUGUCAUUGACUCUACAAACUGCAAGUAUUUCACAUGAGGAGGAACCUGGACACAGCAGUGGGAUGCUUCUUGUCUUGUUUGCUUUGGUACUGAACAGGAUGACGGUAAUGCAAAAAAAAGAUCAACAACAACACUGCAAACAAGAGACUCAAAAAGGAAGUGUUGACAAACUGGACUAAACCUGACAAAAUAACUAAAACUACACACACUAACUCUGUUGUAUCGCUGCUGAAGCCAUGUAGCUCCCGAGGAGGGGGGCCGGGGCCAGUAAAAUGCCCCCUCAUCCAUUCGCACUGGACAAUUUCACUUUGUCUUAAAUAAAACUCAACCCAAGACUGAAGAGGUUCUGCCCACCUGAUAGGACCAGCCGCUGAAUGAGAGGCGGUCAAAUGAGAGACAGCCAGGAAGUGAGAGACAGCCAAUGGGAAAGCUCUGAGAAAGUGAGCGACUCGUGGGUGGAGCCGGAAGCCAUAUUUACCUCGACGUAGCACUGUUAAAGAAAAGAGAACCAGGUCUGAACAAUCAGAAGCAGGGUGCUGUGUAUUUUACUGCAACGUCAAUGACGUCAUGUACUGUAGCAGUUGCAUGAGGCUGAAAUUGCUGUGUGACCAUGGCCACAGAUGUCACUACCUGGGCAUUUAACCAAUCACAAUACUUACUAUCGUUGUCAUGAGCUUCGUACUGUGUAUAUAUAGUAGGUAUACGUCUCCAAUUGUACGUAGGGAGUAUAUUGUAUGUCAUAAUUUUACUAAUCAGGACAGGAGGGGCAUGUUAUAAUAAUACAGUAUUCAGGAGGAUUCUGAGAGCCUUGGUCAGUCUGUACUGAAGAGGCAGAUCUUAAGCCUUGGUCAGUCUGUACUGAAUUUGGCAGAUCUUAAGCCUUGGUCAGUCUGUACUGAAGAGGCAGAUCUUAAGCCUUGGUCAGAUCCUCUUCAGAAGAACAGUAAAGCUAUGUACUGUACAGUAGUAGCAUUUAGCCAAGAUGGCUGCCUGUGGAAAUAGCAGCCAAGCUGAUAGACCGGGAACCCUCACCUUCUGGUAGAACUGAACAGUGGACUAGUCCCAAAUGACACCCUAUUCCCUAUGUAGUGCACUACUUUUGACUAGAGUCCAAUGGGCCCUGGUUAAAAGUAGUGCACUAUAUAGGGGAUAGUGUGCCAUUUGGACAGCCAGGCCCGUGAGCUCUAUUAGCUUUUGAUGGCACUGUACUGUAGUUGAAGAGGGCCGUUCAGAAUCUGGACAUUGUGGACAAGGUCAGCUUUGCUUUAGUUUAGAUUGACAUUUCCACGGUUUAACUCAGGAACCACUAACAAAAUGUAGCUUGCGGUUUUCAGAGAAAUCCUCCCUCAUAUCCACUGUAGAACACAGAUGAGAUCACCGAGUCUGUGCUGCACACUGACUGUUACACUAUCCCUCUUCUCACUCAGAAGUGCUUACUGUACACGUUGAUGACUCAUGCCAUCAGUCCUCUAGGUAAAGAGGAGGACCAGUGAACUACUGUCUGCAGGGAGAUAUGACACGUGAAGGCUGGCAAACGGUUAUUAUGACUGCUACUACUACAUGUUCUUAAAUCAUUUCCUCAUUGCAGAACAGGAAGCGUUUUUAGCUGCUAUUUGGUAGGAAGUGAAUUCCGAUAGUUAGGGUGGGAAACCUUAUGACAGUCUAUGGUGCAUCAGCUCUGGACAUCUUUCUGUCUGGUAUUUAUAGCAGACAAAUAACUGGAGCAGAACUACUGCACCACUCAGUGGAGAACUGAACACUAUAGUUGUAGUCUGCAUUACUUCCUGUAUUCCCUCAGUAGUUUAAGAGAACAUUUCAGGAUAAGCUGUUCUUUACCACAAGCUAUAGGUCGCCGUGCCAACGGAGGCCAACCUUUAACCUCACCCACACUUAGGAAAAUAUUGUUGCUCAUGUAAAAGUGGAUGUAUGAAAAUAUGUAAUUUCAAGACUGUUCUAAAUGUUACAUCUGCAUGUUAGUGGUACUGUAACUUACAAGUUGAACCCAUUUGCCAAAGGAGGCUGUGAAUGAAGCCUACAUGCUGUAAGUAAAUAUUAGUCAACUCUCGACAAGGUAUAUGCUUUUAAAGAAAUAUUGAUGGUUCUUGCUAAUGUAACUGUAUAACUGUAAUGACUGAAUAUUAUGUCAACUUUUAUAUGACAGGUAUAACUGUAUUAUCCAUUGCACCGUGUAUAAACACAUUACAUAUCCAUUUGUUUGGCUAAUAUGAGUGUACUGUAUGCUGUAGGUACACUGGUAGCAUGUGGUAACAUUACACAAUGCUUGGUGGUGGUGAAUGCGCUCGCAAAUCAGGAUUUCACAACUCCUCUGAUUUCAUAAUUAAGACAUGUUUGACACAGACAUGUUUGACACAGUCAUGCAUUAUUGAGAACAAAAUAAAGAUGAGAAAA
Salvelinus namaycush (lake trout) is the source of this 4068-nucleotide messenger RNA. RefSeq names its product acetylcholinesterase collagenic tail peptide-like. The transcript has 16 exons. Bases 314 to 1696 code for a protein of 460 amino acids. Lineage: Eukaryota; Metazoa; Chordata; Actinopteri; Salmoniformes; Salmonidae. The record is from RefSeq and is a predicted model, not a curated record.